UUUAGAGCCGGAAAGGCGCAUAGAUACCGCGAUACUUGAGGGUAUCCUGGCGCUGAUUCUGAAUCCAGGAUUCCUCAGCCCCCGAAAGCCGCCAGACCCCACAUGGAGCCGAAGGCCCCGUGCCCAGCCGCCAUACCCUCAGUGGACAGGAAGUUCCACGUCCUUGUGGGCGUCACUGGAAGCGUUGCUGCUCUGAAGCUGCCUCUCCUGGUAUCAAAGCUUUUGGACAUUCCUGGGCUGGAAGUCACAGUGGUCACAACGGAGAGAGCCAAACAUUUCUACAGCCCUCAGGAUAUCCCUGUCACCCUGUACAGUGAUGCUGAUGAAUGGAAGAUGUGGAAGCGCCGUUCUGACCCGGUUCUCCACAUUGACCUGCGGAGGUGGGCUGACCUCAUGCUAGUGGCUCCCCUUGACGCCAACACUCUGGGGAAGGUGGCCAGUGGCAUCUGUGACAAUUUACUCACCUGUAUCAUCCGGGCCUGGGACCUCAGCAAGCCACUCCUCUUCUGCCCUGCCAUGAACACCGCCAUGUGGGAGCACCCGCUCACUGCACAGCAGGUGGGCCAGCUCAAGGCCUUCGGCUAUGUGGAGAUUCCCUGUGUGAGCAAGAGGCUGGUGUGUGGAGACCAAGGUCUGGGAGCCAUGGCUGAAGUGGAGACCAUUGUGGCUAAGGUGCAGGACGUGCUUUUCCAGCAUGGCGGCAUCCUUCAGAGUUGACCUGGGAUUUCUGUCCUGAUGCUCCUGUCCCCAGUAAUUCCAGCCUGAGCUGCUGAAGAAGGAUAUCGGCGCAGUAUGAGCGCCUGAGCUUGCUGCCGAGGGCUAGCCUGUACCUUCUUGGAAUUUCCCUUCAGUCUAACCCUCCUCAAGCUACACGGAACUACAGACCCAGGUCUUACUUUCUUUCAGCCAGGACGUGCCUGCUUCCUGGAGGCCCUCCCAUUUCUUUCUGGGAUAGCCCCAGUGGACUAGGCAAGCACACUGCUACUGGAAGGGUAAUUGAAUGACUGAGGGACCUUCUGCCUGGGAGUUGCUUUCAGCGCAUCACGGCUGAAGUUGGGCAUGGAGGCUCACACCUGUAAUCCGAGCACUCAGAAGGCUGAGGCAGGAUUGCUACAACUCUGAAGUUGGCUUGGGCUACAUAAUGAGCCAGGCCUGUGAGUGUGAUAGCCUAUUUCACAACAAAAUCAACAAGAAGAAACCCCAUAGCUCAAGAUCCCCGGCACAGCAGGCUCCUGCUCAGGCCCUGGAAGCUCCCAUUCUUUGGUGCCCAGGUGCCACACACAGUUAAGAAGUCUGUGAGGUGGCCAGACACUUCACAUUUCCCACAGACUGUGCUGAGAGUUGGGGCACGAAUGGUUCCGGGAAAUAAAGAAAAGUGACCCUGUAGGACACUCUGUCCUUCUGUACAUCCUCUCUGUGGCCUCAGAGGUCAGGGGCGUGGCCAUGUGAGGCCAGUGAAGGUUCCAGCCUGACCACUGACCAGCACGCCCACACUCCUGUGCAGUCUCAGAGCAGACAGCACAGAUUCAGACCUCAGCCCCACCACUUACCCGCUCCAGACCCUGACUGACCCUCGCUUCCCAUCUGCAGGAUCACGCGUCCAUCGUAGAGCCGCUGAGAGGAUUACACGAGGUAGAUGUGAAAAGUGUAUUUGUCUCUUACACACAGACCCACACAUGUGGCAGCAGGUGCCUGAAGCCAGAACCCCAUACAGUAUGACGUCUCCCUUUACAUACAUAACCUGUGACAAAUGUUAUUUUAUAAAUUAGGCCCAGUAACAGAUCAGCAACAAUAACAAAAUAGAACAGUUGCUCACUUUGUUCUGUAAUAAACUAUUUUCCAUGCUGAAAAAAAAAAAAAAAAUAGAACAGCCGGGCAGUGGUGGCACACGCCUGUAAUCCCAGCACUCUGGGAGGCAGAGGCAGGCGGAUUUCUGAGUUCAAGGCCAGCCUGGUCUACAGAGUGAGUUCCAGGACAGCCAGGGCUAUACAGAGAAACCCUGUCUCGAAAGAAAACAAAUCCAAAAAACCAAAAAAAAAAAAAAAAAAAAAAAAAUAGAACAAUUAAAAAUAUAACAGGGUCUGGCAAGACGGUUCAGUGUGUGAAGGAGUUUGCCACCCUUGUGCCACCAAGCUUCACAGCUGGAGUUUAACCCCUGGGAUUCCCAUGGUGGAAGGAGAAAACCAGCUUCUGAAAGGUGACCUCUGACCUCCACCUCCACUCUCGCCCUGACUGAGACAGGUACUGUUUGCACACGUACACACAUACAAAAUAGAUAUAGUAAAUAUUUAAAAUACGAUUUAAAAAAUUGUCUCUUAGCAACCUCAACAUACAAUUUUAAAAUUGUAUUAAGUUGAGAACUCAGACUUUCUGUUGUUGUUUUGUUUUCUUGCGAUGAGGUUUCUCCUUGUAUCCGUCCUGAACUCCCUCUGUGCCAGAGCAGCUUGGAAUGCAGAGGUCUCCCUAUCUCUGCCUCCCAAGUGCUGGGAUUAAUAGUGUGCACCGUCACACUUGGCCCAGUACAUAAAGGGAGGCUUCAGUGUUUCUCUGGCUUCCCCGAGUUGUCUGCGUCCCGAGUGAGUCCCGGGCUGUUACCGAGGGAAGGUUGCUGGAGCACAGCGCCAUGCUCCUGGGGUAGUUGAUGUGUAACGCUGCUGAGGUGCUCACUGUUAGUCAGAUUCAGCGUGGACACACUGGACUAAGUGGUGAUUCAUGCCUGGGUUGAGAUGGAACAGGAAGUGUGGUAUUCCAUGCUUCUCAGCACAGUGUGUGACUUAAACUAUGGAUCGUUUUAAUAAACUUUGCUAUUUCA
Apodemus sylvaticus (European woodmouse) is the source of this 2812-nucleotide messenger RNA. RefSeq names its product phosphopantothenoylcysteine decarboxylase (gene Ppcdc). The transcript has 6 exons. Gene Ontology annotation, biological process: coenzyme A biosynthetic process. Bases 103 to 717 code for a protein of 204 amino acids. The record is from RefSeq and is a predicted model, not a curated record. Gene Ontology annotation, cellular component: phosphopantothenoylcysteine decarboxylase complex. Lineage: Eukaryota; Metazoa; Chordata; Mammalia; Rodentia; Muridae. Gene Ontology annotation, molecular function: FMN binding; phosphopantothenoylcysteine decarboxylase activity.